Molecule: messenger RNA, 1469 nt
Organism: Caenorhabditis sp. 36 PRJEB53466
Lineage: Eukaryota; Metazoa; Nematoda; Chromadorea; Rhabditida; Rhabditidae
Source: the annotation of a GenBank genome assembly
AUGCGGAGGGACCGGAUAUCUGCUGGAAUUGAGGCACUGAAGAUGUUCAUUCUCGAGAACAAACUGGGAACGGACAAACAGAGGUAAGAAACAGUAACUUGCUUUUCAUUCAUGCGAUUAACGGUUUUUUUCUCAACUUAUCUCCAGAAUGUUCAAAAAAUUGGUAGCAGAAGAGGUAAUAGCAAAUAAAAUUUAGAUUGAGAAUGGAGAGCAGAGCGUGCUCACCGUUCGCAAUGACAACGAAAUGUGGAAUGUCCGUUCGGACCAUGUCCCCGUCCAUUUCGAGGUGAAACCGGGUUUCCCACAAAAACGAAGCGUGGGAUACAGGCUGGAACGUGGCCCCCUUCCAGCACGGUUCUCCCACGACCACGCGGAGAUGGAUUCCGAAUGGGAGACACGUUCCAGCCUGUAUCCCACGCUUCGUUUUCGUGGGAAACCCGGUUUUACGUCGAAAUGGACGGAGACAUGGUCCGAACGGACAUUCCACAUUUCGUUGUCAUUGCGAACGGUGAGCACGCUCUGCUCUCCAUUCUCAAUCUAAAUUUUAUUUGCUAUUACCUCUUCUCCUACCAAUUUUGUGAACAUGCCUGCCAAGACUGACUACUCCUACUCGAAGAAGUCAAUUUUGGAGGCACAAAAAAGAGUUGAAAGCAAUAAUCUUUACGAGGAACUGCGUAUCCUCUUGAAUUGUGCUAAAAUCUCGUAAGUUUACAAUAUCAUCUUCUUCUGUUUCAAUCGCAUAACGUUUUCAGAAAGGAAAGCACUCUGGCGCGUGCUGUCGAGUUCCUGACGGGCCAGCCAUUCGCUCCGGAUGGCCCUACAUCUGGUCCCGGUCCGAUCAAGAAAUCCGCGAAGGAACAGAUGCGGAGGGACCGGAUAUCUGCUGGAAUUGAGGCACUGAAGAUGUUCAUUCUCGAUAAAAAACUGGGAACGGACAAACAGAGGUAAGAAACAGUAACUUGCUUUUCAUACAACGGUUCUUUUCUCAACUUAUCUCCAGAAAUCGAACAUAGAGACCUCUGCUUUUUUGAUAAAAGUAUGAUUUCUGUGGGAGGUUACAGCUUCACAAAUUUCUUUCCUCCGUAGGUUUUACCGGCCCAUGAUUCUUAACAACUUUCUUUUCUCACUUUCAACUUGUUUACAGACUGAAACUGGAGCACAACACGGUUCUCGACAUCAUCUGCAGGCACAUCAAGUCGAUUUCGCGGUCAUCGAGCGCUUCCGACAGUGGCAUUUCAUCUGCUUCUUCUUCUUCUUCUUCUUCUUCUAUCUCAACUCCAAGUCCAGUUUCCCUACUUUCCUUCCCGACUCCGAUGAUCUUUCCUCCUUAUUUUACCGUACCUACUUCCCCGUUCCUCUUCCCAAUUGUUCCUAUGACUGUCCGUGUGUCUCUUCCGAUUCUCCGGCCAUCUCGUCCCCAUCCGUUCAGCAUCGUCGCUCUUCUCGCCGACCAAAUCUCCGAUUUAUGA